CAGAAGGAGAAAACCUUACAGAAGCUACGGGCCAAGCAUUCUCCGCAAUGAUGUGCAUUGUGGUCACCAAGCUAGAGGGUGAGAGGUGUGCUCUGGAAACGCAACUCGCUAAUGUCAAGGCAGGCACUCUGAGCUCCACCUUGCAGAAGCAGGAGGAAAAGAACAGGAGGCUCAUGGGAAAGCUGGCUGCCAUGGAGCACCAGCAGCAGCAGCUGGAGCAGAUGCUGAAGGAACUGAUGGACAGUAAGAACAACCUGGCCUAUGAGAAAGGGAAGCUACAGCUGUGUGAGCUGGAGAGCUGGCUAGGUGUGUCUCAUCAGGGUGGGGGCAGUGUGGCUCAGACCCUGGAGAAUAUUUUGGCCUCCCACUCCCGUCUGCAACACAACACUGAGUCUGUACAGAAGGAGGUGGGGCGACGAGAGCAGGAGCUGGCCUCACUCAGGAGAGAUGGACUGCAGGGUCAGAGAGCGAUUCAGAGGCUACAGGCAGAGGUGGAGAAGCUCAAAGAAAAACUAAAUGCUGGAACCCUUGCAUAAGGCCCUGGAUGUGGCAAGGCUGGACAACAAGAAACUAGCCCAGAGUUUGGAGCAGGUUGUGUUGGCCAACGGCCCUCUCCAGGCCAACCUAGACCGAGCCAGAGACCCCAGAACACCAUCAUACAGAGAGAGACGGAGCUGGCUGAGGCCAGAACAGAGAUUGGUCGAUGAUCAGAGCAUCUAUAAAGCUUCAGAUAAGGAAAGAGAGGGACUCUGUGAAGAGGUUGUCACAGAGAGAAAUCUCAGAGUUGAGAAAAGCUCUUGAGGACUUGUCAUCUAGGUCAGCUGACGUCUCCAGGGCAAAUCGGGAGCUGCGGGAGAAGAUGUCUGAGUUGGGGAAAGUGGUGUCCAAUCGGAAAGCCCGUCUCAGAGAUCAGAAGACACAGCUCAAGCAACACCUGGAUAACAGAGCCACUCUGGGCAUCUCUCAGAAAAUAGAAACUCUGUGUGAUAGCAGGCCUCCAGAACCACCAGAGUGGGAGAGAUGGAGAUCCACCAUGCAAUGCUGGGAGACCAAGAGCAAGCUGGCU
Messenger RNA from Oncorhynchus masou masou (cherry salmon), 1066 nucleotides. RefSeq names its product coiled-coil domain-containing protein 150-like. NCBI's taxonomy places the organism in Eukaryota, Metazoa, Chordata, Actinopteri, Salmoniformes, Salmonidae. The transcript has 11 exons. The record is from RefSeq and is a predicted model, not a curated record. The coding region runs from base 48 to 536 and encodes 162 amino acids.